Molecule: messenger RNA, 2925 nt
Organism: Oncorhynchus mykiss (rainbow trout)
Lineage: Eukaryota; Metazoa; Chordata; Actinopteri; Salmoniformes; Salmonidae
Gene: lrrc8aa
Product: leucine rich repeat containing 8 VRAC subunit Aa
Cellular component (GO): cytoplasm
Molecular function (GO): protein binding
Source: RefSeq, a predicted model, not a curated record
ACCACUCAAACGAGCCCAGUGGAAACCCUCUGGUACCAUGUUAUUAUGAUCCAACUUCCUGGGUGGAGACAGCUGCCUCUCCCGAGUAUUUUCUGUUGCUGCGAAUGGUGUGUGAACGUAAAUAUGUCCAUUCUGUGAAACAUUAAGAAAUGUAUCACUUAUGUGCGGAAGAGGCGAAAGACCGUUAUUGUAACAAAUUAGGUAAACCAUCAUGAUCCCCAUCACAGAGCUCCGGUACUUUGUUGACACCCAGCCGGCGUACCGCAUCCUGAAGCCAUGGUGGGACGUCUUCACAGACUACAUCUCCAUCGUCAUGCUCAUGAUCGCCGUGUUCGGGGGCACACUGCAGGUCACCCAGGACAAGAUGAUUUGCCUGCCCUGCAAGUGGGUGGUCAACAAGUCCUGUGAGUACCUCAAUGUGAGCUUCCCAGACCCAUUUGCCUCUGAGCCCAAAGGCAUCAAGUAUGAACUCGAUCGGCACCAGUACAACUACAUUGACGCGGUCUGCUACGAGAACAAGCUGCACUGGUUCGCCAAGUACUUCCCCUACCUGGUGCUACUGCACACCCUCAUCUUCCUGGCCUGCAGUAAUUUCUGGUUCAAGUUCCCCCGGACUAGCUCCAAAUUAGAGCACUUUGUGUCCAUCCUGCUCAAGUGUUUUGACUCGCCCUGGACCACCAGGGCUCUGUCCGAGACGGUAGUGGAGGAAAGCGACCCCAAGCCCCUGGGGAAGAUGAACGGUUUGGUGGACAAGAAGGCAUCUUGUGUCAGCGAGGACGUGGAGGCCAGCAUUCCUAUGCUCCAAAGGACUAGGUCCCGCAUCGAACAGGGCAUAGUGGACCGCUCCGACACCGGUGUCCUGGACAAGAAGGAAGGCGAGCAGGCCAAAGCUCUGUUUGAGAAGGUGAAGAAGUUCCGGAUGCACGUUGAAGAAGGGGACAUCGUUUACCGGCUGUACAUCCGCCAGACCAUCAUCAAAGUCGUCAAGUUCAUCCUGAUCAUCUGCUACACGGCCUACUAUGUGCAUUACAUCAAGUUCAGUGUGAUCUGCAAGGUGGACAUUGAGAAGCUGACAGGCUAUAGGAUGUACCACUGUGCUCACCCUCUGGCCACCCUCUUCAAGAUCCUGGCCUGUUUCUAUAUCAGCCUGGUGGGGAUUUACGGUCUCAUCUGCAUGUACACCCUCUGCUGGAUGCUCAGCCGUUCCCUCAAGCGCUACUCUUUUGAGUCGAUCCGUGAGGAGAGCCAUUACAGCGACAUACCCGAUGUGAAGAAUGACUUUGCCUUCAUGCUGCACAUGAUUGACCAGUAUGACCCGCUCUACUCCAAACGGUUUGCCGUUUUCCUAUCGGAGGUGAGUGAGAACAAACUGCGUCAGCUGAACCUCAACAACGAGUGGACGCUGGACAAGCUGAGGCAACGCAUCACCAAGAACUCCCAGGAGAAACUGGAGCUGCACCUGUUCAUGCUUAGCGGAAUCCCUGACACAGUGUUUGACCUCCUAGAACUGGAGGUGCUCAAGCUGGAGCUCAUCCCUGAUGUCACUAUCCCCCCCAUCAUUGCCCAGCUGGUCAGCCUGAGAGAGAUGUGGCUCUACCACACACCAGCCAAAAUCGAGGCCCCAGCUUUGGCCUUCCUGAGGGAGAACCUGAAGUCCCUCCACAUCAAGUUCACAGACAUCAAGGAGAUCCCUCUGUGGAUCUACAGCCUGAAGAACCUGAGUGAGCUGCACCUCACAGGGAACCUGAGCGCAGAGAACAACCGCUUCAUCGUAAUCGACGGGCUACGGGAGCUCAAGAGGCUCAAAGUGCUCCGUCUGAAGAGCAACCUGACCAAGCUGCCUCAGGUGGUGACGGACGUCGGGGUCCACCUCCAAAAGCUGUCCAUUAACAACGAGGGCACCAAGCUAAUGGUGCUCAACAGCCUGAAGAAGAUGAUGAACCUUACAGAGCUGGAGCUGUUGCGCUGUGACCUGGAACGAAUCCCGCACUCAAUCUUCAGCCUGCACAACCUGCAGGAGAUCGACCUGAAGGACAACAAUCUCAAGACCAUCGAGGAGAUCAUCAGCUUCCAGCACCUGCACCGGCUAGUAAGCCUGAAGCUGUGGUACAACCAGAUCGCCUACAUCCCCAUCCAGAUCGGCACCUUGACAAACAUGGAGAGGCUCUACCUAAACCGCAACAAGAUUGAGAAGAUCCCGGGCCAGCUCUUCUACUGCCGCAAACUGCGCUUCCUGGAUCUGAGUCACAACAACCUGACCAGUAUACAUGCCGAUGUGGGCUUCCUCCAGAACCUGCAGUACUUUGCUGUGACGGCCAACAGGAUCGAGUCGCUCCCGCCGGAGCUGUUCCAGUGCAAGAAGCUGCGCACCCUGAACCUGGGCAACAACUGCCUGCAUACUCUACCAUCGCGCUUCGGCGAGCUGACGGGCCUGACCCAGCUGGAGCUGCGGGGUAACCGUCUGGAGUGCCUGCCCGUGGAGCUGGGGGAGUGCAGGCAGUUGAAGAGGAGCGGCCUGGUGGUGGAGGAGGACCUGUUCAAGACACUGCCCACAGAGGUCAAAGAACAGCUGUGGAGGGCCGACAAGGAGCUGGUCUGAGAGAGUCCAGAGAGAGGGAGCCUAAGGAGAGGAGGAAAGCGGGAGAGAGGAUUGGGCAGUGGAGGCUGAUGUCACUUUCAAUUGGAGGCCAUUCUCAAAUUUCUCCCUCCUUCCAGCCUCCACUAGUAUGGGGUAGGAGAAAGGGGGGAGAUGUGUCUGUAUUGCUGGACACGCAUCCAGAGAAGGAUGGUUGGUUGGUUGUUGUCUUGGCUCUCCUGGCUAAAUUUGUAUUUUUUAGGGUAAAUGGUAGGACUGCCACAAUUACAGUAUAACCGUGUAACCGAUGAAGACAGCCAUAACCAUACAAAAAAAAAAUAAAAAAAUAA